Messenger RNA from Meloidogyne enterolobii, 236 nucleotides. NCBI's taxonomy places the organism in Eukaryota, Metazoa, Nematoda, Chromadorea, Rhabditida, Meloidogynidae. The record is from the annotation of a GenBank genome assembly.
UUGUUGAAGAAAGAGGCGGUAUUGCAAUAGUUGAUGGCUCUAAUCUUUUGGGUGUAACAGUUGGGAAUUAUUGUGCUUCCAAAGCCAUGGAGUUGGCGCGUAUUUACGGAAUAGGUUUUGUUGUUUUGAGAAACACUAAUUCCGUUGGUCCUGGGCAAUUCUAUGCAAAACAAAUGGUUAGACUUGGAAUGAAAUGGUUCUACUUUGAGUUAUGCCUCCAAUCAACUCACAUUUGA